CCAAUGCAACCAGAGCAACGACUCUCGCCGGAAUUCGCAUUCAGGCAGACGUACAUUCUGAAGAAAUGCAUCGCGCUUUUGUACUCGUGCGCCACCUCCCUCCCCAAAUUGAAGCAGCUCCACGCCUUCUCCGUCCGUCACGGCGUUCCCCUUGCCGACCCCGACAUGGGGAAACACCUCAUCUUCAAGCUCGUCUCUCUUUCGGCGCCAAUGCACUACGCCCGCCAGGUGUUCGACAAAAUUCCCCACCCAAAUAUAUUCACCUGGGGCACAAUGAUCAGAGGAUACGCUGAGAGCGACGAUCCAUCCCCUGCUCUCGAGAUGUACCGCCGACUUCGCGGGAGCUCUGCGCACCCCGAUACCCAUACUUACCCCUUUCUUCUCAAAGCCGUCGCCAAGCUGGCCGUGCUGAGAGAGGGGGAGAAGGUGCAUUGCGCCGCGUUGAAAGAUGGGUUUUCUUCGCUGAUGUUUGUUCAAAACGCCUUGCUUCAUUUCUACGGCGCCUGUGGCCGGGUUGAGAGCGCCCUCGAGGUGUUCGAUAAAAUGCCGGUUAGAGAUCUUGUGGCUUGGAAUUCUGUGAUCAAUAUGUAUGCUGCGAACGGUAUGCCAAACGAGGCGUUGACGCUUUACGGAAGAAUGGGAUUGGACAGUGUCAAACCAGAUGGUUUCACUUUAGUUAGCUUGCUCACUGCUUGCUCUGAUCUAGGUGCAUUGGCCUUAGGCAGGAGGGCUCAUGUUUAUAUGAUGAAGGUGGGCUUGGAUAAGAAUCUGCACGCUGUAAACGCUCUCGUGGUUCACUAUACCAAAUGUGGCAACAUCACGGAGGCGAAGCAGGUCUUUGAUGAGAUGGAGGAAAGGAGCGUAGUGUCAUGGACUGCAUUGAUUGUAGGGAUGGCUGUCAAUGGAUUCGGUGAGGAAGCACUCGAGCUCUUCAAGGAGAUGGAGCAACGGAGAUUGGUCCCGACUGAGAUUACCUUCGUGGGCGUGCUAUAUGCUUGCAGCCAUUGCGGAAUGGUGGAUCAAGGGUCUGCAUAUUUUGACAAGAUGUCGAAAGAUUAUGGCAUUGUGCCAAAAAUCGAACACUAUGGAUGCAUGGUUGAUCUCAUGGGCAGAGCGGGCUUAGUGCAGAAGGCAUAUGACUACAUACUCAACAUGCCUAUACAACCCAAUGCUGUGAUCUGGAGGACUUUGCUUGGGGCAUGCUCGUUGAGUGGGAAACAUCUAGAGAUAGCAGAGAUUGCAAGAGAUCAGCUAAGAAAGUUGGAUCCCAAACACUGUGGAGACUAUGUGCUUCUCUCUAAUCUCUACGCAGCUGAAAAGAGAUGGUCGGAUGUUCACAACGUGAGGCGAGCAAUGAUGAAAGAGGGGAUCAAGAAAGUGCCGGGGCACAGCCUAGUUGAGCUAGGCAACCGGGUGCAUGAGUUUGUGAUGGGAGAUGUAUCUCACGCUCAAACGGAGGCUAUAUACGCUAUGCUCUCUGAGAUGACGAGGCUGCUUAGGCUGGAGGGCUACGCGCCUCGCACAUCGAGCGUGCUUGCUGACAUAGAGGAGGAGGAGAAGGAGACUGCUCUUACUUAUCAUAGUGAGAAGAUUGCGAUUGCAUUUGUGCUUAUAAAUACGCCACCAAGGACUCUGAUUAGGAUCGUGAAGAACUUGAGGGUGUGUGGUGAUUGCCACCUUGCGAUAAAACUGUUGUCCAAGAUUUUUGAGAGGGAUAUUGUUGUGAGGGAUAUUAGUCGGUUUCAUCAUUUCAGAGAUGGAGCUUGUUCUUGCAAAGAUUAUUGGUAGUUUUAAUGGUGGAGAAUGUUUGGGGACU
Salvia hispanica is the source of this 1816-nucleotide messenger RNA. RefSeq names its product Tetratricopeptide repeat (TPR)-like superfamily protein. The record is from RefSeq and is a predicted model, not a curated record. Gene Ontology annotation, molecular function: zinc ion binding; RNA binding; protein binding. Gene Ontology annotation, biological process: RNA modification. Lineage: Eukaryota; Viridiplantae; Streptophyta; Magnoliopsida; Lamiales; Lamiaceae.